CUUUAUGUCAUGUGUAAGGUGAACAUUUAGAAGUUUUUCUUUAUUUUAGUGCUGUGAGCUUUUGUGUGUUGCUGCAAUUUUUCACAAGACCUGCCUCAGUAUGACACACUGUUCAAAAGAUGAAUUUUAUGUGAAAUCCAGCAAUCGAUGUUGCAAAAAAUGUCCUAAAGGACAACGUGUACUUGAAGACUGCACAGAAAACAGACCUACAAAUUGUGUAGACUGCAGCAGUGGAGAAUACCUGGAAUCAGACAGCUAUGCAAAACGUUGUGUGGCCUGCAAACUCUGCGAACUGAAGAGUCAUCUUGAGACUUUGUCUGCUUGCACCUUGACCGCAGACAUUACAUGCCAAUGUCAAGCAGGCUUCUACUGCAAUCAUCAAGUUCAAGAGCAAUGUGAACACUGCUCUCCUGUAACAAAAUGUGGUCCUGGUGCUGGAGUGACCAAAAACGCUACACGGUGGUCUAAUACAGAGUGCAAGCCAUGUCCUCCAGGGACCUUCUCCAAUGUGACUGACACUCAUUCUUCUUGCCAAAUGCAUACCAAUUGCACAGAAAUUGGACAGAUCACAAGAAUUCCUGGAAACAGUAGCAUUGACACUUUGUGCAGCCCGGUCCCCGUGAAACCAGGAGUGCCAUCCUGGGUCCUACCUGGCAGCUUGUGGGCAGGGUUUGCAGUAUCAGUGGUUGUAUUUCUAAUUGUCACUGCCAUAUGGAAGAGGACCAAUAAGAAAGCUGAUGUCGUACAUCUGUCUGCUGAAUAUUUGGAUGAGAGCCUGAAUGCUAUACUCCAGGAGACACACUUUGCAGAGGAGAAGCUACAAAAUUCUUUGCUUGAUACACCACUCCCACCAUCCCACUCAGAUGCCCUUGCAUUGUGCAAACUGGAGACAAAGCCAGAUGGAGCCUCUUAUGAGACGUUAAUGCAGAAAGGUGAACCGGCAAGAAGAAAAAAAGAGAAUCAUUCAUUACCUCAAGGAGUUUCACAAAGCCUUGACUGUCUCACACCAGUCAAGGAAUUAACAUUGGACUGGGACUGGGUUUGUUCCUCUAAUGAAGAAGUUAAAAAAUCAGAUUCUGAGGAAACGUCUGUAACUCCUUUUCAGUAUUCUAACAAAUUACUCACUGAAUCUAAGACUCUUUUGUGGUCUUCCCAAUUACCCAUGAGUCUAAUCAGUUGCGAUGGACUCUCUCCGGCAGGUGAGAAUUUGAAUCCCCAGGUAUACCCGAUAUUAACAAGUGAUCCUUCAGUAACCUCUGAUGUAGAGGCAGAUGGAACAGAUGCAACCACAAUGACUGCAUCAGAGCAGUUUGGCACAGUUAACCAUAAUAUCAGCAUUGUGGUGAGCCCACCUCCUCUCUGUACAGGAAACAGUUCAUCAGACCUUACUAAAAACAUUAUAAGAUUCCCUUUAGCUGAGCCUGUACCAAGGUGGAAAAAACAUAUCAUAGCAAGCUCUUGUCCCAGCCGCUUUGGUUUAGAACCUCAAGAAGAUGAAUGGACUGGUUAGCAGGCUAUGGAAACACAUGACAUUCAGGCCCUCUCUUUUAUUUGGAGAGCAACAGAUUCAUAUCAGGUAUCAGUUGUGCUGCAACCUGAAUUAAAGAAUGAUUAGAAAGAAAAUAUCUGCAUCAGUGUAUCUUGUAAAUACAAUAAUGAAGAGACUGAGUUUCACUCACCACAGGACCACCAAGUUAAAAUACAUGUACCAAAAUAACGGUCCAUUGCUUUUACUUAUUUCUGUGAAAAUAUGCAUUUAAAGAAUAUGGUAUGUCUAUGUCAAACACUGUGCAACAACAGUGUAAAGGUAUUUAACAAACACAAUAUAAUCUAGUUGAGUGGCACAAUGACGUAGUGGUUAGAGCUGUUGAAUCAGAACCCCAGAGUCCUAGGUUAAAUCUGCAGCCCAAGCACUGUCCGCAUGUAUGUGUCUGCUUUUUCCAAAGGAUUUUCCUUCCAUGUGCCAGAAAUGUAUGUUUUGGGUUAAGGGGUGACUUGCUUUUAAUAGGUGAGUUUGAGUGUCUGCACAAAUGUCCCCACUGACAGACUGUUACCCUUUGUAGGCUUUGAUUCCCCGAAACCCUAAACGUUAUUAAGUGAGUGUGAAAAAGGAUGGGAGGACCUUCUGCAUAUUUUUUACUACCUUAGGUUCAGAACAAAUUGCACUUUUCUAAAAUGAUCUCUCAGUAUUCCCUGUUUAUUGAUUUUAAUUAGAAGCAAAUAACAUUCCAUACAAUCAAAUCAAACUUAAUAAGCCAAAAUUCAACACCCAGACAAGAGAAAGAGAAGAGAGCCAACAACCAGAGUAAAUCUUUAAAAGCAGCAAGGAAUAUAUAUAGUAGCUGAUAUAGAAGCUUAUUUUUAAAAUGUUUUGAAAAAAUCCUCUAAGUGACAAUUUGGUAUGUUCCCAUUUCAAACAGUAUAGAAAAUCAGUUACCCACUGACAUAAAAGAGGUGGGGUGGGAUUCUUCAAAUUGCACAAGAUAAGUCUACAUGCUAGUAAUGAGGUAAAGGCAAUUACAGCUUGUUAGUCCUUCUCCAUUUUAAGCCCAAAGACAGCUAUUAAUGGAUUAGUAUUUGUAACAGCAAAGCUGUCUGAGAGGCAUUCAAAGAUUUUUGUCCAAAGUGUUGUUAAUUUGGUGCAUGUCCAAAAAAAUGUGGCCCAGUGAGUCUGGAGCUAGAUUGCAACAUUCACAGGUGGAAUCUUGACCUGGCUACAUUUUUAACAAUUUUAAACAAGAUAAAUGUGCUUAAUAAAAGAUUUUAAGUUGAAUUAUUGCAUGCUUUGCACAUAUGGAGUUAGAGUGCAUUCCAUACAUUGCUGCCUUCCACUCCUUUUCUGAAAUAUUAAGUGAAAGAUCCUUUACCCAUUGUACUCUGAGAUCUUUGAAAAAAGGGACUUUUUUCUGGAAUAGAAAUAGGUAGGAAAAUUGGGCAGGUUCUGUUUAGCAAAGUUUCUAAUUUGAAAGUAGUGGAAAAUUUGUGUUGAUAAGAAGUUAAAUUAGAAGCAUAAUUGUUUGUAUUGUGCAAAGAUAUUAUCUAUUUACAAAUCUCUACAUUUUAUAAUCCCAGAGAUUUUUCAAAUAUUAAAUACUGUUUAUGUCUGAUAGGGUGGUAAAAGGUUGUUGUCGUGUAGAGGUGCAACAGAUAAGAGCUUCUCUGUCUUAAAGUUCUACAUUGGUUCCAUAUUCUGAGUGAAUGAAGGGCAACUGGAUUAUUGGAACAUUGAUGUUAAUUUGUAUUUACUAAAGCACAGAGCAGGGAAUAUAAAGAGAUACUGUAAGAUUUGAUUUCUAUUGCAAACCAGGCUUGUAUAUAUUCAUUCAGUUUUGUUAAUGUCCAGGUGGCCUGUAUAUUUGCCACCCAGAUGCUUUGAAACAGAAAAAGAAAUUGGGAAGGAUGUUCAUCUUGACAGUUUUGAUUCUCCCUGCUAAUGUGAGAUGGAGGGUAGACCAUUUGUUCACAUCUUAUUUAUUUUUUUUCCAUGUAGACAGCAAAAUUUUGUUGAGAAAGAGAUUUAUUUUUACUUGUGAUACCUGUAUUUCCAUCCAUCCAUUAUCCAACCCACUAUAUCCUAACUACAGUGUCACGGGGGUGUGCUGGAGCCAAUCCCAGCCAGCACAGGGUGCAAGGCAGGAAACAAACCCCGGGCAGGGUGCCAGCCCACCGCAGUACCUGUAUUUACCCCUUGAUAUUUAAACUGACCUACUGGGAAGUUGCCGAGUCUAAUAUUCUGUGCUAAAGAGUUCACUGGAAAAAGCACACUUUUAUUCAAAUUUAUUUUGAGUCCAGAUGCUUUUUGAAAAUAAAUCUGCUACUGCUUUUAGGACUACUGGCACAGAAUUUUUUUUUUUGGUCAGAUAUACAGUAUACAGUACCACAUCCUCUGAAUAUAGUGAUAUUUUCUGUUCAAGUCUUUAUCUGAAAAUCCCCUUUAUCUCUGAUGCACUUAGAAAGUAAACAGCCAAUGGCUGAAGGCAAUUGAAAAAGAGCAAUGGUGAUAGGGGGUAACCUUGACAAGUACCACGUUCUAGGUCAAUGUAGUGAGAAAUAAUGUUAAUACAAACUGAGGCUUCUAGAGUAGUAGUUUGAUCCAUGCACAUAUGUUUGGGCCAAACCCAAAUUUGUGCAAUUUGGUGAAUAGGUAGUCCCAUUCAACCAUAUCAAAUGCUUUUUCUGCAUCCAAAGAUAAUAAGAUAUCUGGGAUGUUAGAUUUAAUGAGUGAAUAUACAUUUGUAUUAUAUUAAAUAAAUUAGAAGCUAUGUGUCUACCUUUUGUAAAUCCAGUUUAGUCUUGUAAUAUUACAGAAGGAAGCUCUUUCUCAAUCCUUCUGGAUUCAGAAGUGAGAUUGGUCUGUAUGAUGCACAUUGCAAUAAGUCCUUAUUUUUCUUAGGAAAGACAGUAUUCCUGAUGUGUUUCUAACUGCCUUAUAAUUUAUUAUAUUUCUUUUCAAUUUAAGAGUUUCACCUUAUGAUUCAGCUAUAUAUCUAAUGGUAGUUAAAAAAUGACUAUUUGUUCCAUAUUAUAAAAAUGUAAUCAUAAAGUGAGCAUUUUUCAUUGUUUCAAUGUAUCUCAUUUAUCCUGUGUGAUUGGGUGACCGUGUAACAACUGAACACAAUAUUAAAAGGCAGUUGUGGGAUGAACAAAUUGAGUUAUCAGGCAAAAACUAAUAAUAAUAAUAUUCUUUCCAGCUGUCUGUCCUUCAGAGGUCACAUAAUAAGUUAAGAUGGGCCAUCACAAUUGAAUGGCUGUUGUUUACAAAGUGCUGUUACCUACAGAUUGAAAAGAAUAUUGCAGACUUUAGCUAUACAUUUAUUUAAAGGAUGUAAUAAACACAGAAGGCAUGUUUUCUUAAAUUGACUGCUUUGCCUCUUCAAAAAUCUUUUUCUAUCAUGAGGGAACAAGGGAUUCCGUAGAGCUCAAUUGUAUGCUGCAAAAUGUAUUUUUAAAAUUUAUAAAAAAACACUUCACUUUAAACCACAGUUUUAUGUGUCAAAUUAAUAUACAUGUAUGCCAUUAUUGUGAAGAAAUAACUGGCAUGUAAAAUACUGAACCUAUCUUUUAAAAGGCAAGAAUCUCAGGUUUAAUGAAGUGUGCAUUGGUACUAUUACCAUCUAUUAAGUUUUUCAAACAACUGUUCCCAAUAAAAAGAUGCCAAGAUCCACUGUUUUUUGUCCAUAGCUGGGUGCAAGACAGGGACUAUCUCAGGAUGGAGGACCAGUCAAUUAUAGAACACACUGACACACAUACACAUGCAAACUCAUACUUAGGCAAUUGACAGUUGCCAGUCACAAGAAAUAUUGAAAGAAAUCAAGGUAGCUAGAAAAAUACUCUCUCAGAAACAAAAGAUCAGAAACAAAUUACAGAUUAUUACUGAACUAACAUUUGAUCCCUAGAGCCAUGUUGCAACAGUGUUCCUGCACUGAUAACAAUAACUAAUAAAAUUAACUAUGGAUCUUUAUUUGACAUGACAAUAAUUGAUCAUUUCUCACUUUGUUUUGAUAAGCCAUGUUGUCUAUUCCAAAGAAGUGCGGAAGCAGAUCCAAAAUUGGCAACACAGGACACAAAAGCAGAAACCCAUCCUGAAAGUGGCAUUUAUCACUAUCAGAGCACACACACACACCCAAAUGAGGUCAUCUUAGGGCUACCACUUAAUCAAACAUGCAUGUCUUUGUAAUAUUGUAAGAAGAGUUACGGAAAAUCCAUGGGAACAUGAUACUACACAGUGAACAGGCCAGAAGUUGAAUCCAGGUCCUUGGAGAAGUACCACAACAGCUCCAAUCAGUGAAUCACUGUGUCACCUGCAGGUGAUGAUGUAUUAAAAGCAAAUAUACUGUGAAAUAUAAAUAAAUUGUAUUUUGCACAUGAAAGCAUCCUUGCUUAUCUAAAUUAAGGUGUAAAUGUUAUACAUAUUUUAAUAAACAUUUUAUUGAAAACAAA
This is a messenger RNA of Erpetoichthys calabaricus (reedfish), 5940 nucleotides long. RefSeq lists its product as uncharacterized. Gene Ontology annotation, molecular function: transmembrane signaling receptor activity; protein binding; antigen binding. Lineage: Eukaryota; Metazoa; Chordata; Cladistia; Polypteriformes; Polypteridae. The record is from RefSeq and is a predicted model, not a curated record. Gene Ontology annotation, biological process: defense response to virus; immune response; positive regulation of canonical NF-kappaB signal transduction. Gene Ontology annotation, cellular component: external side of plasma membrane; membrane; CD40 receptor complex. The transcript has 11 exons. Bases 101 to 1510 code for a protein of 469 amino acids.